Messenger RNA from Nematolebias whitei (Rio pearlfish), 708 nucleotides. RefSeq lists its product as uncharacterized. Lineage: Eukaryota; Metazoa; Chordata; Actinopteri; Cyprinodontiformes; Rivulidae. Bases 16 to 708 code for a protein of 230 amino acids. The transcript has 4 exons. The record is from RefSeq and is a predicted model, not a curated record.
UGUGUAGAUGCUAACAUGGCGGGGAAGCAGAACUGGUCGGUGAGCGAUACAACAUUUCUAAUCGAAACGUUAAAAGAACUCAAAAUUAUCGAACGCCUUGACGGUCGAAAGUGUAGGAACACGGAGUUAUUUAAACAAGUGCAUGAAAAACUGGAAGAAGCCGGAAUCCAUCGAACAAUUGAGCAAAUAAAAAAACGCUGGAAGAGCUUGAAAGCUAAGUACUACCAAGCUAAGAACAAGAACGGGAGAAGUGGCUCCGACCCCACCACUUUUUCAUUUUACGUGUUGAUGGACGAACUGAUGAGAGAGCGGCCACUGGCCAACACGACAGGCAGCGGUGUGGACCAAGGUUAUGAGGAGGAAUCUGAGGACUACAGCCCCGAAGCAAAUCCGGAACAAAGCAUCCUUUCCGAUGAUGAGUCCAGCUUUGAUGAAGCAGCUGACAGCAGCACACAACAAACAACAGUCCAAGAAACUUUCAACAGACGAGGACAUCAAGGAAGAGACCACGAGGGAACUCUGGUUAUGCAGACUUGGGCCACCGAACAGCAAUCCUUCUACCAGAAGAUGCAAGAGUCCCAGAACAAAUGGAUAGAAGAACAACAGGAACGAUGGCAGCAAAGAGAAGAAAGGUUGUUUGUCAAAGCCGGUCUGCUCAAUUUCCUCAGAACCCAAGCUACAACUCGGAUUACCACCUCCAUGACCUAA